Anopheles cruzii is the source of this 3289-nucleotide messenger RNA. Its product is annotated as muscle M-line assembly protein unc-89. Gene Ontology annotation, biological process: regulation of hippo signaling; cell migration; negative regulation of organ growth. Bases 30 to 2066 code for a protein of 678 amino acids. NCBI's taxonomy places the organism in Eukaryota, Metazoa, Arthropoda, Insecta, Diptera, Culicidae. The transcript has 10 exons. The record is from RefSeq and is a predicted model, not a curated record. Gene Ontology annotation, cellular component: cytoplasm. Gene Ontology annotation, molecular function: molecular adaptor activity; ubiquitin binding; kinase binding.
GUGAAAACUGUGCGGAACGAUUGGAAAAGAUGUCCGAGCAAGCGGACCAAGCAGGAUUGCCUCCCGGGUGGGACUGCAAAUAUGAUGCAAGAACGGGUCGCUACUACUACGUGAACCUGUUCACGAAAACCACCCAGUGGGAGGACCCUCGGGCCAGGAUUCGUCAGCUGCAAACUGGAGCACCGCUGCACAUCUCGAACGACAGCAUUGCCAUGCAGCCCAUGCAUGGUUCUCCCUAUCAUGUGUAUCCUGCAAGUAACUCGUUCUACCCAGCUCAGGCCGCCUUCCAGAAUCCGCCCUCCGGUGUGCCUAGCCUUACCGCUAGCCCGAACUUUGCCCAAAGGCUGCACCAGCAACAGCUCCAGCAAAAUCACCACAUCGAAAUGACGCCGAUGGCACGGUCCAGCCCGCGGAUGGGCCUGGGACGGCAGGGCAUGCUGGAGACCACGUUCAGCACGAACGUAACGGCGGCGGAAACCGAUCUGACGGUGGCCAAAAUUAACUCCAUGUUUCCCACCGUACCGGAAACCCACAUCCGGAUGCUGCUGAAGAAGUACUACAACCGGGAGGCCGUCGUCAUUAGUGCGCUACAGGUGGAGAAGCAUCCACUGACCACGCCCGGACCGUACACGCCACCGUUGGGCCACCGACCGUUCCACAAUACCGCCAUGGGCGUCGUGUCCGCGUUCCAGAUGACCCCGGUUCUAGGCGGACGCAGCGACCUGUCGAGCUCGCGGACCGGAAGCCCGGUGCCGCGCCCUGCCAGCGGGGCCAGCGGCAGCUACGGAUACGGGUCGCCGCGCAACUGCCCGUCGGCCGAGGGUUACCGCAGCUCGCCGAAACCGCACUCCUCGCCCAAGAUGAAGCUGAGAUACAUGAAGAGCAUUUUCCCCAAGGCGGAAGAAACUCUGAUCCUGGAUGUGCUGGCCAACGCGGACAAUAACGUCCAGUCCGCCUCGCAGCAGCUGCUCAAGAUGGGCUACGACAAGCGGGAGCAACCGGUCCCACAGCGCGGCUCGUCACGCAAGGGCACUGGCACGUCGCAGGGGGCCGACGACGAGCGCAAGGAGGAACCGAAAACGCCGACACCGAAGCUACGAUCACCGGAGGAGAAGAAGAAAAUCAAGGCACGGCUGCAGACUAAAUACAAGGACACCCCGGAGAAGAUCAUCCUGAUGGCGCUCGAGAGUGUCGACUACUCGGAAGAUCGUGCCAAAAAGAUCCUCAACAUUGUCAUCCAGGAGGAUCGCGAGAAGAAGAAGAGUGUCAAGAUCGAGACCCCCCGGAAGUCGCUCGACGAGGACAAGGAGAACGCCCGCACGGCCGGUAGCGGUGUGCCCAGUCGCAGCAAUAGCACCACUUCCUCGCAACCGCGCACACCGCUGGCCAAGCGAGCGCACGAUGGACCGCCGGCCAGCACCGCCAUGGAAGACGCCAUCAAGACACCAGGAGUAGCAGGACCUAGCACCGGGGCAGGAUCACAGGAAUCGACGAUCGAGGGCCUCAUCGAGCAGGAAGCGGACGCAAACGGAGGCGAGGUGCUGUGCGCCGAUCACACCGAUCAGCCGGACUCGACGACCGCCAGUGCGAAAAGUUCGCCGGAAUCGCCGGGCGGUCCGCGCGCCAGCGCAGCCCCACUCGUCGCCAGUGGUGGUGGACCCAAGCAGAGCCGCCCGAAAGCCAAAACCGAUCACGCAAAGUAUUCUAUUUUUAGAAGCUCUUCCUCGGAAGACGAAUCCGGAGACCUGACACAGGGCAGCCCGAUGGCGGACAGCCCGCAACAAAUGGCACGCACCGCACCCAAGGGCCCCAACGUGAAGCUGUUCAAGGGUCCGAACGAUGAUCUGCUGCUGGCCGAUUACGUGACGUGGAACGGAGCGAAUCCCGAUCUGGCGAAGGGCACCCAGUGCAAGGUGGGCUCCGGCGGAAUGGCGGACCGGUCGGUUCGGGCGGAGCGCACGUACAAAGCGCACGGCCCGAACGGGGAGCUCUGCAAGGGGCCGGUCGCUUCGCUGGCUAAGGGUAGCAUGUACGCGCCGAUGGUGAACGAUGUGAAGUGCAACUAGUCGCCAACGUCCUAAGAUGCGCCCUCCGGGAAGGAUAUCUUCGCGCCGGCGCCGGUGCUUGGCAUCACCAUCUAAUCUCCCAUCCAGAGUCCAUCCAGAGUUUGUGUGUGAUGUUUUGUGUAAACCGACGAGUGGGUGCCCUACGAUUAACGUUAAUGUAAGCGCCGGUCCGCCACGCGAACGAGGAACUAUUGGGUUUGGUACGAGUUUUUUUAUAAAACAUUCAAAAACAUUAUCAACGCCGCAACGCGUUGCUCAAUGUUAAGUUAAAAAUGGCACUAACUUUUUUAAGUAUCAGACAUCUAGAUUUAUUGUCCGACAAACUACUUACGUUUUGUACUUCCGGAACGUGGCCCACUAAAUAUUAUCCACUAAGCAGUAUGCAAACGGGGAAAGCGCGCCAUCGGAGCGUUGGAAAAGAAGCCAUUAAAUAUAACCAUUCAAAUGAGACACAUUCGAAGGCCAGUUACUAUUCAUCGGGCGGUUUGUAGCCCCCAUGGCCAGCUAAUAUUUAGGAUACUUAGAAACAUUACUAUACACUCGGCACUCGUUACUCGCUAAAUAUUGAACCUAAGCGUGAAGGGCGGAAACUCGUGGAAGGAAAGAUGGAAUAUUUUUGUAGCAAUUUAACAACGGAAGCGAAACGGAUAGCGACCCCUUCUGCACGUUACAGCAUGCCAUAGCCAAGAGCGCAGACGUAAAUUAUCGCAGUUUAAAUCGUUCGAUAGAUUGUUCAUCAGAUGCAGUUAGCUAGUUCUUUCCCAUCCAGUGAACACCCUAGGGGAGUAGUGGACCGGGUAGAGGCGACAGUAUUAAACAUGCCUUGCGCUUUCAGCACAGCGAAACAUCCAACCUGCAUUCCGUCAAUCAUCGUAGGUUUUUGGUAGUGCAACAGUGCUCGUCGGAUGUACAAAAUGGAAGCGGCCGCUGUACAAACUAUGUUUAAAGCCGCCACAUUCGUUAGCUCACCUCGUCGUCGAAGCGCAAACUUAGUGUGAACCGAGCAUAAAUCGAUUGACAGCGUUCCUUGUGUGACAAAUGUACCUUAAGAGCGUAGACGGCAAACAACUGCAAACCAUUCGUCCUUUUUGCAAAAAUCCUGACAGCCAUUUGCAUCGGGUCCGGUAGCGGUAGCGUAUUUAACACUCUUUCUCUAAUGUUCAAUGUGUAAACACGGUGUGUGUGUAGCCAAACGAGUAUCUAGCGGGGUACGAAUAUUCUUC